CCCACCCCUCACCGCGGCGCGAGGGCGUCACGUGACGCGGCGGCGGCGGCGCCCGGCGCGGUGGACGCUGGAGGCCCAAGAUGGCGGCGGAGCUGGUGGAGGCGAAGAACAUGGUGAUGAGUUUCCGAGUCUCAGAUCUUCAGAUGUUGCUGGGUUUUGUUGGCAGGAGUAAAAGCGGACUAAAACACGAACUAGUGACCCGAGCUUUGCAGCUGGUCCAGUUUGACUGCAGCCCCGAGGUGUUCAAGAAGAUCAAGGAGCUCUACGAGACUCGCUACAACAAGAAGGGCUCGGAGGUGCCGGCGGCGCCGGCGCGCGCCGAGGGCCUGGCCCUGCACUCGCCGUCCCUGGAGCGCGGCAGCGCCGUGCCCCGCGCCCUGCCCGCCGCCAGCCUCGACUACCCUGCCCUCUAUGGCAAAUACCUGAACGGACUGGGCAGGCUGCCCCCCAAGGUGGCCAAGCCCGAGGUGCGCUUGGUCAAGCUGCCCUUUUACACCACGCUGGACGAGCUGCUGAAGCCCACGGAGUUAGUUCCACAGAAUAAUGAGAAGCUUCAGGAAAGUCCGUGCAUUUUUGCAUUAACACCAAGACAAGUGGAGCUGAUCAGAAACUCCAGGGAGUUGCAGCCCGGUGUGAAAUCGGUUCAGGUGGUGCUCAGAAUCUGCUACACAGACACCAGCUCCCCUCAGGAGGAUCAGUACCCUCCCAACAUCGCCGUCAAGGUGAACCACAGCUACUGCUCCGUGCCGGGCUACUACCCCUCAAACAAACCCGGGGUGGAACCCAAGAGGCCCUGCAGGCCCAUCAACCUCACCCACCUCAUGUACCUGUCCGCGGCCACCAACCGCAUCACGGUCACCUGGGGCAACUACGGCAAGAGCUACUCGGUGGGGCUGUACCUGGUGCGGCAGAUGACCUCAGCAGAGCUGCUGCAGAGGUUGAAAACCAUCGGCAUCAAACACCCGGAGCUCUGCAAAGCGCUGGUGAAAGAGAAGCUACGCCUGGACCCUGACAGUGAAAUCGCCACCACCGGGGUGCGAGUGUCCCUCAUCUGUCCGCUGGUGAAGAUGCGCCUGUCGGUGCCGUGCCGGGCCGAGACCUGUGCACACCUGCAGUGCUUUGAUGCCGUCUUCUACCUACAGAUGAAUGAGAAAAAGCCCACAUGGAUGUGCCCCGUGUGUGACAAACCUGCCCCCUACGACCAGCUCAUCAUUGAUGGGCUCCUGUCCAAGAUCCUGACAGAAUGUGAAGAUGCAGAUGAGAUCGAGUACCUGGUGGAUGGCUCCUGGUGCCCCAUCCGAGCCGAGAAGGAGCGGAGCUGCAGCCCUCAGUGUCCAAUCCUGGUUCUAGGCUCCUCGGACGUGAACGGGCUCCUGGCCCCUGCCAACGGCACCGGCGAGAACGGCAAAGCCCCGGCGGACGUUGUGGAUUUAACACUGGACAGCUCAUCCUCCGAGGAGGACGAGGAGGAGGAUGAGGAGGAGGAUGAUGAUGAUGAGGGACCCCAGCCCAAACGACGCUGCUCUUACGAGAAAGGUUUAGUCUCUGCCUGCUGACUGCAGCUCGCAAUUCCCGACGGACAGACUUGAAUACUCUGGUGCUUAUUAAACUGGAGGAGGGGGAGAACGUCCUCUCCCACCUCAUCUCCCUCCCUCCCUCAUCUCCCGUGACUUUCCUAUUCCAAAUUACUCAUUAAAACGAGAGAAAAAAAAGAAAAGAAAAAAAAAAACACAAAACGACACAAACAAAACAAAAAAAAAAAACAAAAAACCAUUGAGCUGCUUCUUGGUUGGAAAACGACCCCACUCAGAGCCUGACCCUGAACUGGAGCCUGAAGUAAAGAAAGUGUCUUAAGCCAGGCAGGAUCCUCCCUCAGCUGGAUCCGGGAUCGGGGGAGCUCCCUGCACACCUCCAGGACACCCACCCCUGCAUCUCCAAAGCCGUGUGCAGUUCGAUCCUCUUGUUAAUUAACCAUUCCUUAAUUAAUCUAAAGGUUUUGCUGGACGUGUGAGUCCGGGGCGGGGCGGGAGGGGGGAGCGGGGAGGGCUCUGGGGGGGGUUGUGUGACCCAGAGAGGAUAGAGGGGGGUUUCUAGGGGUGGGACUGGGGGCAUGGGGUGCCGGGGGUGAGAUGUCCUCUUGGAAGUGGCACUGGUCUAGCUCAGAGCUCCAGCAGCUCUGCACCUCAUGUAAAGAGACACGGUUGGAAUUUUAACCUAAUCCCAAGGGAAGUGUAGAGAUUUGUGCAGUAGUGACUCGUUUUAGUUGAGCAGAAGCCAUGGGGGGGGUUGGGGGGUGGGAGGGGAGGGCUCGAACCACAGAUCUGUUGUAUUUUUGAAGUGCAAUAACUUUGGUGUUUUUGAAGACUGACAAGGGCUGCGCAUUCCCUUUUCGUUGAGGUUGGUUCUGGAGGCGGCCGUGACCUGCAGGCACCCCAGGGAUGGGGACAGGGACCUGCAGGCACCCCAGGGAUGGGGACAGGGACCUGCAGGCCAUCCCAGGGAUGGGGACAGGGACCUGCAGGCCACCCCAGGCCUGGGGACAGGGACCUGCAGGCACCCCAGGGAUGGGGACAGUGACCUGCAGGUCACCCCCACUGACCUGGGGAUGGGGACAGUGACGUGCAGGUCACCCCAGGCCUGGGGACAAUGAUCUGCAGGCCAUCCCCAUACCCAGACCUGGGGACAGGGACCUGCAGGUCACCCCCACUGACCUGGGGAUGGGGACAGUGACCUGCAGGCCACCCCCACACCUGGGCACACCUGGCACCACGAGCAGGAGCAGGGCAAGGGUGUCCUUCCAGAAAAUGCCGGGUGGGGGAAUCUCAGUUUUUAGCCAACUACCUCGGUAACUCCAAUUCAGGUUUCUUUGAGCCCCGAGCCCGUCCGGGCGGGCGCGAGGGCGGGGCCCGGCCGCCCCGGCCCCUCCACUUCUCUGUCCCAGCCUUUGGCCCCAGAGCCAAAGCUCCUCCUGUGCUCUUUGGUGGCAAAACGUUGUUGCUUUUGAGUUUGCCAAGCGUCACCUUUUUGACUUUGUCUUGGAGAGUUUCUGUCCCGGCCUCUGCGUCAGCUCUGCUGUUCCCACGGGCUCUGCUUUGCUCUGCACCUCGCUGGCUUUUCCCCCUGGAGCUCAGGACGACCCGGGAGGGAGCUGGCCCUGCCCCUGGGCUGGGUGAGGGGCAGGGGGCACGUCCCUGUGCCCGGAGCUGGCCUGAGACCCCCGAGGGUCUUGGUGUUGCUGGGCACUGCCGGACCCCAAACCCUCCAUCCUCCCUUAUCCCUUCCCUCAGGGUACCCCAAACCCUUUAUUCUCCUUUUAACCCUCCCUUCAGGGUACCCCAAACCCUUUAUUCUCCUUUUAACCCUCCCUUCAGGGUACCCCAAACCCUUUAUUCUCCUUUUAACCCUCCCUUCAGAGUACCCCAAACCCUUUAUUCUCCUUUUAACCCUCCCCUCAGGGUACCCCAAACUUUUUAUUCUCCCUUUAUCCCUUCCCUCAGGGUACCCCAAACCCUUUAUUCCUCCCUUAUCCCUUCCUUCAGGGUACCCCAAACCUUUUAUUCUUCCUUUAUCCCUGCUCUGGGCACCCCAAACGCUCCAUCCUCCCUUUAUCCCUCCCUUGAGGGUACCCCAAACCCUCCAUCCUUCUUUUAUCCCUACUCUGGGCACCCCAAACCCUCCAUCCUCCCUUUAUCCCUGCCUUCAGGGUACCCCAAACCUUCCAUCCUUCCCCUGCUCUGGGCACCCCAAACCCUCCAUCCCUCACCCCAGCAGCCAGGGGGGCACAGAGGGGGGGGUCUUGGUGCCUUUCCCAGCACUUCCCCCUCGCUCCAGAAAAUUCCACACGUGGCCAACCCCACCUGGAGGGAAAAGCCCCCGAGGUCCAGCCAGAGCUGCCCUAAAUCCUCGUUGGCCACUCGCCCAAAAGCAAAGACCCCUCUCCCCAGAGAGGAGGGGUCCCCUGCCAGCCUGGGGGCUCCUCUCCCAAACCCCCAGCGGGGUGGGGGUCCCCGAGCCCCUGGGGAGGGGGAUUCUGCCCUCCUGCCUGGCUGGGUUCUGCCUGCAGGAGUGUGAAGGGGUGGGGAGGAGCCCCCCUUUCCCCGGGUCUGGGGGCUCUCCUGGUCCCUCGGCAGGGCCACCUGCACUCCCAGCCUUGGCUCCCCUCUCUCUCCUGGCUGUAAGCAAUAUGUUUUCAGGUUGAAACGGGGGUGGGGGUGGGAAAAGGGGGAUGAAAACAACUGACAAAAACCCGGGUAGAGCUCCCAAAUGGAUUUUACUGUACAAAGUUCUGUGCUCGCGGCCCUGGCUGCACAGUAGCUUUAGAGUCCAGUUGUUUUCCUAAUAUUUUUAUUCUAAUUUAAUUGCUUUUAAAUUUUCCAGGCCAAGCAACUGUUUGGAAACACCAUGCUUGUUUUAGUGCUUUCUGUUGGAGUUGGCCAGCUCUUCCUGUACAUAUGUUGGUUUUAUUUUUUUUUCUUAUAUCCUGUUUUUUUUCUUCUUUGUUUUGUAAAGAGAAGAGAAAAAAAAAAAAAAAACAAAACAAACAAAAAAAAAAGAAAAUUAUUUUUCUUUCCCUCAGUACACAUUCUUCAAAUUAUAGUGUUUGUUAAAUAAAAUGAAAGAUUUACAUUUAA
Passer domesticus (house sparrow) is the source of this 4631-nucleotide messenger RNA. RefSeq names its product protein inhibitor of activated STAT 4 (gene PIAS4). The record is from RefSeq and is a predicted model, not a curated record. Gene Ontology annotation, molecular function: zinc ion binding; SUMO ligase activity; transcription coregulator activity. The coding region runs from base 81 to 1556 and encodes 491 amino acids. The transcript is spliced from 11 exons. NCBI's taxonomy places the organism in Eukaryota, Metazoa, Chordata, Aves, Passeriformes, Passeridae. Gene Ontology annotation, biological process: protein sumoylation; regulation of transcription by RNA polymerase II. Gene Ontology annotation, cellular component: chromatin.